Phytophthora infestans T30-4 is the source of this 399-nucleotide messenger RNA. RefSeq lists its product as uncharacterized. The transcript has 5 exons. Bases 1 to 399 code for a protein of 132 amino acids. Lineage: Eukaryota; Oomycota; Peronosporomycetes; Peronosporales; Peronosporaceae. The record is from RefSeq and is a predicted model, not a curated record.
AUGGCACGCGCAGGAAGUCUGCUCGAGAGACCGAUCUUUGGACAAGUAAUCAGCGACGGCGCUGAACGGACAGAGAUGCAUGGCCAUCUCCAGGCCCAGGUUACGGUAGCAAACAUCCCCUACACACAGCCGCACAUUAUGGCCAAUAACAACAACAUAGAUGGGCAGAAGCUCCCAGAGGGACUUGCGCUUAGGAGCGAGAGCUCGAGAUCGUGCUUCUUGCACGCCAACUUCCAAGGCGUGGAGACGGACGAAGACUUGAUGGUCAAGUUUCCGCUAUUUUUCGCCCUCUGGGCAAGCUUGAGAUUGUCCGUGUGGCCUGCGGCAGUCUCCACUCGGCCGCUGUCACUUCGACCGGAGACGUAUAUUCAUGGGGAUGCGACUACGAUGGAGCAUUAG